This is a messenger RNA of Oryzias melastigma (Indian medaka), 6823 nucleotides long. It is a transcript of the gene mmp24, whose product is annotated as matrix metallopeptidase 24. Gene Ontology annotation, biological process: extracellular matrix organization; collagen catabolic process; proteolysis. The record is from RefSeq and is a predicted model, not a curated record. The transcript is spliced from 12 exons. Gene Ontology annotation, cellular component: extracellular matrix. NCBI's taxonomy places the organism in Eukaryota, Metazoa, Chordata, Actinopteri, Beloniformes, Adrianichthyidae. The coding region runs from base 345 to 2432 and encodes 695 amino acids. Gene Ontology annotation, molecular function: zinc ion binding; metalloendopeptidase activity.
AGGUCAGAGCUCCGCAACUAUAAAAAGACCUGAUCAAUGGAGCAAAGACAGCACGAUUCACCAUGGCAACGGGAACAAACACCUUUAGGGUUCAUACUUCCAGCCACAGAAAAUGAUGAUUUCCUACAAGCAUAUUCGACUACGAGAACAUUUUCAUCAAGAUCAACAGCUGCAGUGAUAGAACAGUUAAUGCGUUCGUCUACAUUUGAAUCACUUCAGUUCAGGAGAAGAACUGAAUCAGGAUCAGGAAGGUCAUUCUGUCACUUGUUAAGUGUUUUAGAUCUGUUAAUAAUUUAACCAGUGAUCUCCGUAUGACAUGACUGUCGUUCACAGACUCGGUUACCAUGGUGACUGAUUCUGAGUUCAGCUUAACCCGCUUCAGGAAACCGUUUGACCCACUUUCACAGCUGUUCCGCGGACGUGAGCAGAGAAGGAACGGACGCACCGAACCCGCGGCGCGCGCGCGCAGCCCGGAUGGAGCCUCAGCCCGCGGAGCGUCUCCUCCGCUGAUGAGCGGAGCGGAGCUCAGGGACGCGGAGGAAGGACGGCGAAGGGAUUCCGGGGGUCCAGCCAUGGCGACGGGAGGAGGAGGAGGGCGGAGGGGGGUCUGCUGGAAGACCUGCUACUUCCCGGUCCUGUUCUGGGCCGUUUCUGCGGGCGGCUGGGAGAUCCUGAUCCGGGAGGGGGGUUCAGAGUGGACAGCCACCUCUGCUGCAAAGACGUGGUUGAGAAACUACGGAUACCUGCGACCUCACGACAACCAGACGUCUGACCUGGAGCAGGAGAAAGCCAUGCAGUCGGCUCUGGCUGCCAUGCAGCGCUUCUACGGCAUUCCAGUGACGGGCGUCCUGGACCAGACCACCAUGCAGUGGAUGUGGACGCCUCGCUGUGGCGUCCCGGAUCAGCCUCACACCAGCCGCCGGCAGAGGAACAAACGCUACGCCCUGACGGGACAGAAGUGGAGGGAGAAGAAGAUCUCGUACAGCAUAUCAAACUACACCCCCAAAGUGGGGCAGAAGGACACCCAGAGAGCCAUCCGCCAGGCCUUCAGCGUGUGGCAGACCGUCACGCCGCUGUCCUUCCAGGAGGUUCCUUACUCAGAGAUCAAGAAAGAAGGUAAAGAGGCUGACAUCAUGAUCUUCUUUGCCUCUGGUUUCCAUGGCGACAGUUCCCCGUUUGACGGUGAGGGGGGGUUCCUGGCCCACGCAUACUUUCCUGGCGCAGGUAUUGGAGGAGAUACACACUUUGACUCGGACGAGCCGUGGACGCUGGGAAACCCCAGCAAUGAUGGAAAUGAUCUGUUCCUGGUGGCAGUCCACGAGUUGGGCCACGCGUUGGGUCUGGAACACUCCAAUGACCCCAGUGCCAUCAUGGCUCCUUUCUACCAGUACAUGGACACUCGGGACUUCCAGCUGCCUCUGGACGACCUGCAGGGCAUCCAGAAAAUCUACGGUGUGCCUACAGCCAUGCUGGAACCCACUCGCCCAUUACCCACGUUACCUUCUCGCCGGACACACUCCACCUCAGAGCGCAAACACGACCGGACCUCCCGCCCAGCCCGCCCGCACGGGGACCGGCCUGCGCUGCCGGGGAACGGCAAACCCAACAUCUGCGACGGCAACUUCAACACCGUGGCCUUCUUCAGGCGAGAGAUGUUUGUGUUCAAGGAUCGGUGGUUUUGGCGUCUGAGGAACAACAAGGUGCAGGAAGGUUAUCCCAUGCAGAUUGAUCAGUUCUGGAAGGGGCUGCCACCUCGCAUCGACGCUGCCUACGAGAGAUCGGAUGGGAAGUUUGUCUUCUUCAAAGGUGACAAGUUCUGGGUGUUUAAGGAGGUCAGCGCUGAGCCGGGUUACCCUCACAGCCUGAUGGAGCUGGGCAGCUUCCUCCCCAAAGACGGAAUCGACACGGCACUCCGCUGGGAGCCGGUCGGGAAAACCUACUUCUUCAAAGGAGACCAGUACUGGCGCUACAACGAGGAGAGGAGCACGGUGGACCCCGGAUACCCCAAACCCAUCUCAGUGUGGAAAGGAGUCCCUGAAGCUCCGCAGGGAGCCUUCAUUAACAGAGAGGGAUACUACACCUACUUCUACAAAGGGAAGGACUACUGGAAGUUCGACAACCAGAAGCUGACGGUGGAACCUGGAUAUCCCAAGUCCAUCCUGCGCGACUGGAUGGGCUGUGACCAGUCAGAUAUGGAGCACUCUGGUGGUAACCGUGGCGAUCGCCAGCUGCCACUCGAUGACGUGGACAUCAUGGUGACCAUCAACGAUGUCCCGACAACGGUCAACGCCAUCGCCGUGGUGAUCCCCUGCGUCCUGUCGCUGUGCAUUCUGGUGCUGGUGUACACCAUCAUUCAGUUCAAAAACAAGGGAGUGCAGCAGAAUACCAUUCCUCAGCACUACUACAAAUACCCCGUUCAGGAGUGGGUAUGACGGGCAACCUCAGCUCAGGUGGGCGGAGUCAUCUGGCUGUUGCAGAUGCUGGUUAAAAGUCUCUAACUGUGCUAACUUUGGAGCUUGCUGAAGUAGAAGUAGACAGUGAGUGGUUUGUCGUCACAUUUGGAGAAGCCGUGAUCAAACAUGGCUGAUGGUCAUGGCUGAUGGUGAGGACACGCCCGUCAGGACGCCAGCACCUCAUCUGCUCUGCUGUCUUCAAGCCAAAAGGACAGAAAACCAAUUUCUCUGAGGACCUACGACACAUCUUCAUCAUCUUCUCAGUGAAACCUUUAAACAGAACACGUUCAGCAGAAAUGACCCUCCCCUCCCAUAACCCCGGCAUCCCUUCCAACUUUGUUACAUCAUGUUAUUUACUUAGGAAGUUAGAUGGAAUUUUUUAGAGACAUUUUUUAUAAAAGCCCUAAAAACAUCUUGGUAGAAUGGCCAUAAGAACCAAGCAUCUCUUUUUUAGUCACACGGUUUUCUUUGCUUUAAAUGUGAUGAGAAGAAAACUCUCAGCAGGAGCUCAGAGGUCAGAGACUGGACCAGUUCUGGUGGCAGUCAUUUCCUCACAUGUGGUCUCUGACUGACUGCUCUCCAUCUAUUAUGUCAUGACUGCAAGGCCUGACCUCCAAGCAGAAGUAUGACAUCACCACCUGACUGUCUUAGCACAGACGUUGUGCUACAGGUCUGGGCAAAUGCUAGAUUUUGUCCGGGGUUUGUCUAAUUUACUGUAUAUUCUGUUAAAAUUAGUGAUAAAUGAUUUCAUUCUAAAAUUUCCGUUGAGUUUGAGAUUCAUCUUUAGUUGCUGUUUUACUUGAAGCCGUUUUUAACAGAGUUUGGAGCAUUCCUACAUUUGGAUUCUAAGACCUUUCCCAGCAUUGCUUAUUCUGAGAGGAAACGAGCGGUCCGGACCAGACCGGCUUAGAACGGUCCGGUUCUAUUCAAGUGAGCGUUUCCAUUGAGCGGUCCGGACCAGACCGGUUUAGAACGGUCCGGUUCUAUUCAAGUGAGCGUUUCCACUGAGCGGUCCGGACGAGACUGGUUUAGAACGGUCCGGUUCUAUUCAAGUGAGCGUUUCCAUUGAGCGGUCUGGACCAGACCGGUUUAGAACGGUCCGGUUCAAUAGUUUCCAUUGAGCGUUGGUCUAUCAAAGCGCAUGCGGGGUGUAGAUGAUGACGUAGAUGUGACUACAGAGAAAGAGAAGCUGCAUCAGCUGACUCAGAAACGGCGGGAAAAUGAGGAAGAUAACCAGAGGAUCAUUAUAAUCCGAUCAGAUGUUUGUUCUGGAUGAAGCCGGACUCUACGCUGCAGAACAGUCUAAUGUUCUGAAUUAAACAGAAAAAUAUCUCUUUAUGUUGAUCAAUACUCCAAUGUUCUUCAAUAAAUGUUUACAAAACAGAUCAGAAAUGCAAUAGAUGAGUAUGGAUCAAUAACGGACAUUCUUCGGUUGCGUGGGGGAGGGGUGAGACAGAAACGGGGGAGGGGUCUAUCCGGUCCGCCUGAGAAUAAGAGGAAUACUGUCUGUAAAGAAUUUCUUAUUCGUUGUAAGAAGAUUGUGGGAGGGAGAAUUCAGACAAAGAGGACAGAACUUUCUGUUUGGAUCUUGAGUCAGGGAAAGUGCUGGUCAGACGCUUCCUGUUGUCAUAAAACCUUUCACCAAUCAAUGGGUUACAUCAUGUGAUGACAGAAGCUCCGCCCUAACGGGUCCAUUCCAUUUUUCUAUGGACCUGCGACCAACGUGGGACCAGAAAUGGUUCCAGUUGGUCCUGCUUAACAGGUCCAUUUUGUAAUGGAAACACUCAAAAGUCCAGUCUGGCCCGGUCCAGUCCGGUCUGGUCCAGUCUGGCCCGGCCCAGUCCGGUCUGGACCGCUCAGUGGAAACGAGGCAUAACAGGCUCUCUCAAACCCUUCAAGAUUUCUUUGGUCAUUCUCUUCAACCAGUGAGACAAAGACAAACAGAUAUCCUUCAUGACUUUCUCUGGGAUAGAACAGUAUUAAUGACAGCUGAAGAAAGUAGAAAGACGACCUCUAACAAACCCAUUUCUACAAGACUUUUAAGGUCAAAACUAAAACUUGUGUAUAAAGUUGAAUGUUAGUUUGAUGGUCCGCUGGUUCCUCUAGGAUAGUUCUGCUCUAACUGGAGGUGUUGAAUAGAUCCAGUCAUUAUUAUGAGUUUAGACACUUUUUGGACUCUUCUUUUGACUGUUAAAUGAACAAAUGCUUGAACGUUAAACUGCCAUGACAAAGUGUUUUGGAGCAGUUGCCCCAUGGCUCAGUUCAAGCACACGCAUGUUUCUAUAAGUUGUUCAUUUGAUCAAACAAUAGUUUUAAGGUGAGACCAAGCAUGAGUUCCUCUAAAGCUUUUGUUGUAUCAGUGCGGUUGGAGGUCUGUCUCUGCAGGGUGAUGGAGGCAGACUGUCUGUGUGAAGCACGGCAGCAUCUACAGAGUUUAAUGGAGUUCUUCAGGUCAGAGUCAACGCCGGCUUUAAUCCAUCGUUCUGUCCGUCCAUCGCUUCCCUCUGACCUGCAGCCAACAAGAUCAUGAAGCUUUGUGUGAAAAAGACGUCCCGAAUGCUUCUACAGGAGUUGAAAGUGCUUCUGAUAUAAACCCUUGAGAUAUUUUAUAGAAGCCACAGCAGAAAAAGUUCUUAAAAAGUCAUGUGGACCGAGACAAUACGCCUCUCAUCUAAAAGGUUUCUUUUCCGAAUUGAGAUCAGUAUUUAAGAGGCUAAAUGUCUUUAAAAUAACUCACAAGUUGACAUUUGUAGAAAAUCCAAAAUAAUCAAAACUUCUCAUCACAACCAUCCAGUCCAGCAGCGGAGGGCGUUCCCACGAACCACAUUAAACGUCGGUGGUCGUUGUUAACCCGAGUCUUGACGGUGGACAUCAAAGGUCUGAUUCACAUAUUUGGUUUUCUUCCUUCCUGUCACGACCCUCUGUAUUCAUCCGGGUUUGGACCUCUCAUGGCUGCCAGAUUCCUCCCAAAAUAUCCCUCCAGAGCUUGGCAGCAAACUUGUUAUUCUCAGUCAUUAUCUUUAAAUAAAAAACAUGUUUCUGUCUGUUUAUGGUAAAUCUAAUGCUAAAUAUCAGGAGACAAACAUUCGGACUUCAGACAACAGAACCUGAACUUCUGUCUGUGCAGCAAAAGGAGCGAAUCCUCACAGCAGCUCAGACUUCAGCCUCUGCAUUUCUAAAGAUUCAAUCCAUCAGUGAAUGUUAUCAUCCCAGUGGAGCGUGUCAUACGGAGAAGCUGCUGGGAAGUCUAUUAAAGUACAGCAGCUCAAAUUAUUACUCAUUUUUGUAGGUUUAGCUUCAAACAGAAGGAUGGAUUUAAGAAAUAGAAAUUCAAAUACGUCAAACAUUAAUGUUUCAUCAUAGAGCAUGUCUACCUGUAAAUCUAACCUCCCUCUGGAUGACAUGAGUUCUAAAACAUUUCUGUUCCAAACGCAGAAAUAUUUUUAAGGAAAUAUUUAAUCAUUUCAUUUGCAAAUUAUGAAGUUUCGUCCUGAAAACUUUGUUUGUAAUUUAGGAAGUUUUGAUCUGAAAACGGACUUCUGUUCUAAUAUGGAGACACAAAAAUCAGUCGAUGGAGGAAACAGAAGAACGUGAGCCUGAAGUGACUCAGAGUCGCGUCUCUGUCAGUCUGACAGGGAGAAGAACUUCAGAGGUUUCUGAAUCGAAUCCCGUCUGUAAUCUGAGGAGGCUGACUGGUUCCAGCGAGUCACAAUCUGCUUCCCGCCGUCUGCAUCCACAUCUCACAUGCGCUGGCUGUCACACAUCACUAGAAAGACGAAGUGCCUUGCUCGUGGGCACUCCAGCUGUAGAUCAAACCAUUGUCACGUUGUGCUGACUGAAUCUGGUUUUGUGGAUGUUCUGCUGGAGUUCUGCUGCAGGUUCUGUGUUCCUGCUGUUGUUUUACUGCAGCUUUUGACUUUGGCUGCAGAGUCCUGAACCCGUCCCGGUCGGCUCCACUUCACUGCUGAUGUAGAAGAGUUUAGACAAACUCUGAGGAACGGCACCGACAGCUUUUCAAACCCUGUCAUGAAGAAACAUGUCCUGCAGAUGAAACGAGAACUUCACACUCACUGCUCCUUAUUUAUUAGCGAGGCUCAUUGAAAAACAACUUUUCCUGCUGAAUAUUGGUUUUGACUUUUUGUUUGUACACAACGUUCUCCUCUCCAUGGAGUACUUUGACUAUCGACUUCUGAAAAUCAAAACGUCUUUUUGAUGCAUCUUGUAAUUAAAUGGAGAAACGAAAUGCUUUGUUUUCAUGUCUGUUUUCUUCUGAUGUUGUAGGAAACUGUUGGGGUUCAGCCGCAUCUUCACUGAGAUUUUUACACUUUUUCUACUUGUUUUUUUUUCUUCAAAUAAACAUGUUUACCGUG